UGUAGUUUGAUAAAGCAGGAGUAAUUUAAUUUUUUUUAGUUAAAAACAAAUAAUUUCUAAUGGAAUCUUCAAGAUUUUUUGUGGCUAAUUUGCCAGCAAAUACCACAGAAAAUGAUUUGAGAAAUUUAUUCCAAGAUUAUGGCCAAAUAAAAAAUAUUGAAUUGAAAACUAAAGAAAAUCUUGUCGAUCCGGACGAUAUCAAAAUUAUAGCUUUCGUGACACUAUACAUUGGAGCAGAGGAUGCACAAUAUAGUUUAAAUGACUUAAAUUGGCAAAAGGUCCAUGGACAAAAUAUUAAGGUUUCCUUGGCUAAGGAAUCUUUUCUGGAACGUUUGAAGCGUGAACGAGAAGAAGCUAAUGCUGGCGGCGAUGGAACAAUGCAAGUGUCCGAACAACCUCCAGAAUUACAGUCUGAAUUGUUAAAGGUGCCACGUGAAAACAAACGCAAAACCUUUGAUGUCGAUGCUGAACUGGACGAUGAUGAAGUGGCACCGGAAUUGAUGAUUAGCAAAAAACGCGCAGCCAGUUCUAUGCACAAUGGUAGAAUUGUUAUUCAAAGCCAGGAUGUUCAGCCCAUACAUGUUAUUGAAACGAAACACAAGAAGAAAAAACAAUUGGAUACUAAAUCUAGCACUGCUGAUCAAAAACGUAAGGAGUCCUUAAAUAAAAUGAAAAACCAGUACCAACAAAAUAAAACUGCCAUUCAGCAAGCUCUACAAGGUUUGGAUGGCAAAUCUUCGAACAAAAUUAAGUUUAGCGAUGCUGAAAGCGAUCAAGAAGAUCAAAACCCUCAAGAAAGUGUAAAAAAAUCAAACAUGGAUAUUUUCGGAUCUGGGGAUGAGAGCGAUGAAGAUGAAGUAGGCUUUAAAGAAUUGCCUCAGGGUAAAAAAGGAGAAAAGUUAGUGCAAAUGCAAGCCAAACAAAGUUUGGAUCCACGUUUCCGAAUUGAUGCCAAAUUUGUAGAAGAUGAUGAUGAAGAUGAAAACGAAGAGUCUGAAAAGAAUAAAUCAAACGAUGAUGCAGGUGAUGAAAUUGAUGAUGAACGACAAUGGCAAAUGAAUAUAUUGGAACAAGUAGUGGGCACUAAAUUGGACACAGUAAAAAGUUCUGACAAGUCUCAGAAAAAUAAGAAAAUGUUACGUUAUGAUCCCUCUAAAGAUGAACAUCAAAAAUUCGAACGCAGCCGUGAAGAAGACACUCAAAUAAAGAAAUCAAAACAAAAACAAAGCAAAAUUAAGGACUCUGGGGAAGACGAGAGUGCAUCUGGCGCCCCUGCAGAGGUAUCAAAAGAAGUGUUUUAUGUUGUAACUGACACGCUGCAGCAAUCGCUGCGCACUCGUGGAGAAGGUUUCAGCUUGUUGAAUAUGUUUGGCAACUCAGAACAACUGGACCAGCGUGACGAACAGCUUAAACAACUGGGCAAUGAAAAGAUUUUAGUUAAUAACAAUAAAUUGGAAAAAUCAUUUACGGUUAAUCCCUUCAGCUACGAUUCUUCGUCUGAAUCGGAGGGCGAAGAAAUGUCCAACGACCAAGAAAACGUUGGUCCCAAGGAGGGUGACAAAGCCGACACACAGGUUUUGAAAAAAUCCAAGAAAAAACCUAAAAUUGCUACUGAAUCGUUCUUCAUACCCAAGAAUGAUAUACGCCUCAAAGAGGGUUCCAAAUUCUUUAUCUAUAAGAAAACUGAUGAAGCUACAACCGAAAAUUACGAAGAAGUCCGUAAUCGUUUGAAAUUAUUGAUUAAAACUAAAAUCACGAAGACUAAAAAGAACUUAGCCAAUGCUGGGUAUAAAGGAAAGAGGAAGGUUUAAAGUAUAAUUUUAUUUCCACAAUAUUUAGCUUGUUAAGUAGAUUAACUCUAAUUUUGAUAAUUAAAUUAGUUAAUAAAUUAUAGUUUGUUAAUAAUAUUUGAUGUUCAAAUAAUUAUUUGAAAUAAACAAAGAUGUAUUUGUUUUUAAUAUA
Molecule: messenger RNA, 1962 nt
Organism: Calliphora vicina (urban bluebottle blowfly)
Lineage: Eukaryota; Metazoa; Arthropoda; Insecta; Diptera; Calliphoridae
Product: probable RNA-binding protein CG14230
Exons: 4
Coding region: 60-1811 (583 amino acids)
Biological process (GO): mRNA splicing, via spliceosome
Cellular component (GO): nucleolus; nuclear speck
Molecular function (GO): RNA binding
Source: RefSeq, a predicted model, not a curated record